AUGAACACCAUCAGCAAAUCAGAGAAGAGGAAGGAGAGCGGCAGUCAGGUGGGCAGAGUGCACUACCCGCAGGUUCCUCCGCUUUGUGCUCCUCACUACUCCGAUACAGGCUCAGGCUGCACAGAUGAGCACAGAUCUUAUAAUAUGAUGGGCCACUAUCUGCGUGCAAACAUCUUUCCAGGGCCCCCAGUUGUGUGGUCAUCGCUGGUUAAGGACUCAUAUGCUCAUCAUCCUCUACCAGCAUUUAUCCAUGAUCCAGAGCACUGGCACGGCCACAAAACAGAUCACUUAGUGAACUGGACGGAGCAGAACUUUCUCGACAAACGACUGCAUAAGCUGCUGAAGGAAAUCGAGUUCAAGGGUGUGUCCAAAUGAGCCCGACAUUUUCGGAAACCGCAGCAAAUAAACAAUCGCACCUUCAGAGAAGUGUUAUAACAACACCC
This is a messenger RNA of Sinocyclocheilus rhinocerous, 443 nucleotides long. RefSeq names its product ciliary microtubule inner protein 4 (gene cimip4). The transcript is spliced from 4 exons. Bases 1 to 375 code for a protein of 124 amino acids. NCBI's taxonomy places the organism in Eukaryota, Metazoa, Chordata, Actinopteri, Cypriniformes, Cyprinidae. The record is from RefSeq and is a predicted model, not a curated record.